AGUUACAAAGAAUUUACACCAAAUUUUUCAUUUAAUUCAAAAUGAAUAAAGAAGAUAUGGUUGAAAUUCCAAUUCAACGUUGUCUUUACAGACAAUCAUCAGUUGAAACACGUCUUACUCCUCAACCACCGUCAGAGAGUUCAGAUUCGGAAGAAGACACACCCAAAAUCGUCGGAGUUCAAAAGAAAGUCAACACUGAAGAAUCCAAUAAGAAUUACUUAAUUGAGAACGAAAAAUCUUCAUCCCCAACGCAUCGAACGUCAUUUCCUGUUUAUGCGCAAGUAGAUAAAAAUACCAAAAAGCAAGAAUCUAGUACAUACGAGGAUGAUGUCGUUUCUUAUGGAACGAUUGAAGAUGUAAAACCGAAAACUUUUAAACCUGAAAUUCUUCCAAAACCUUCCAAAGCAAGACUUUCGCAAAGUUUUGAAGAGGAAGAAUCCAACAAACCGUUCGUACCUGUUUACGCUGAUGUUACAACACCAAAAAGAAAUCCGAAUCGAUAUCCUACGAAUUCUGAACCUCUUUACGAAGUUCCUGAAUAUAUCGAGGAAAAAUCGCCGGUUUUAACACGAAAAUCUCAAAUAUCAAAUGAACAAUAUGAAAAUAGAAAAACUAGAGAUAGUUAUGUCAGUUUUGCUGGAACUGUAAGUGAUUCAAGAGGAGUAGGAAACAUGGCUACUUUAAGGCCGAAAUCGCCUCGCCCUCCCGUGGCUGCUAAACAAGAUAAAGAAGAAUCUUUAUGGGAUAAAAUUGGUACCUUAGGGAGAAAGAAACGAAUUAAAGAAGUUCGUGAAGUAGAAGCUGAAGGGAAAAAUGCGAUUGAUUCUCCGGGAAAUCCCGUAAAUCCCGAUUAUCCACCAGAAGAAUAUGAACUUGAUGAAAAGGAAGAAAGAUGUAUGGUAGAUACCCACGCGUUAGAAGAUCCAAAAGUAAAGGAUUUAAUACAAAUCUUAAUAGAUUGGAUAAACGAUGAAUUAGCAGAACAAAGAAUAAUCGUUCAAGACAUCAUGGAUGAUUUAUAUGACGGCCAAGUUCUUCAAAAACUCCUUGAAAAACUAACAGGGAACAAAUUAAAUGAACCGGAAGUUACUCAAUCUGAAGAAGGACAAAAACAGAAAUUAGCCAUGGUUUUGGAUGAUUUCAAUCGAAUUUUGGGUAUCCCACAUCAUUCCAUUAAAAAAUGGGGUGUUGAAAGUAUCCAUUCAAAAAAUAUUGUUGCUAUUCUUUAUUUACUAGUCGCUUUAGCGCGACAUUUUCGCGCCCCAAUUCGUUUACCGGAACAUGUCACCAUCAAAACUCAUGUUGUUCAAAAAAGUAAUGGACAAUUAAAUUAUAGAACAGCUCAUGAACAUGUCACUUCUGCAUAUGAUGAUGUUGGAAUGAGAUGCGAACGUGAUGCUUUUGAUACACUUUUUGAUCAUGCCCCAGAGAAAUUACAAGUUGUCAAAAAGAGUAUGGUUACUUUCGUAAAUAAACAUUUAAAUAAAAUUAAUUUGGAAGUGACUGAUUUGGAGACUCAAUUUAGUGAUGGGGUUUAUUUGGUACUUUUGAUGGGGUUAUUGGAAGGAUUUUUUGUACCUUUACAUUGUUUUUCUUUAACACCUAAAGAUUUUGAUCAAAAGGUACAUAAUGUGUCUUUUGCUUUUGAUUUGAUGGAGGAAGUUGGGAUUUCUAGACCUAAAGCAAGACCUGAAGAUAUCGUCAAUUUGGAUUUGAAAUCAACUUUGAGGGUUUUAUAUAAGCUUUUCUCGAAAUACAAAGAUAUUAUUUAAA
Molecule: messenger RNA, 1773 nt
Organism: Onthophagus taurus
Lineage: Eukaryota; Metazoa; Arthropoda; Insecta; Coleoptera; Scarabaeidae
Product: beta-parvin
Biological process (GO): substrate adhesion-dependent cell spreading; cell projection assembly; actin cytoskeleton organization
Cellular component (GO): focal adhesion; cytoplasm; actin cytoskeleton
Molecular function (GO): actin binding
Source: RefSeq, a predicted model, not a curated record